This is a messenger RNA of Dacryopinax primogenitus, 2324 nucleotides long. RefSeq lists its product as uncharacterized. The coding region runs from base 177 to 2030 and encodes 617 amino acids. The record is from RefSeq and is a predicted model, not a curated record. Lineage: Eukaryota; Fungi; Basidiomycota; Dacrymycetes; Dacrymycetales; Dacrymycetaceae. The transcript has 4 exons.
ACCCACUGCGCACAUCACUCAUCUCUGCCGCUCACCAUCACCGCCGAACCAGCCAUCACGCACAGCACGGGUUUCCGUUCAUAUCAACCGAUCGCACUGGCCUGGAGCUCUUGAUAUAUUAAUAACACUCUCCCGGACUACCGUUCCCUCCUUCCCUCACUUCAGUUUACUUGACGAUGACUUCCCCUUACCCACCGUCAUACCGUUCAGAAUACGCAACACCGUAUGACCGCACCUCUCCCUCCUCCUUCCAGCCCGUGCAACCCUACGAGCCCUCACAAUCCCAAUCUCAACAAGGCCAAAGCCAGAGGCAAGGUCUCUCCCCCUCCCGCUCUCCAGCCAACGGCGCACAAUACGACCCUCGGCUAUACAACACCCCCUAUGCCGGACCCGGUGCCGAGUCCUCGAUGGACGUCAGCCGCCCUGAGGACUUGAGCCCAGAGGACGACGACCUGGACGAGGAUUCUGCCAGUCUGAUCGAUUUUAAGAAGAUGAUGAGCUGGAGGUUCUGGCUCAGGAAGGAAUGGAUACCCUGGUAUCUUAUUGUCAUCGUGUUGGUCGUUUCGACGAUCCUGAUGACGGUAUUCCAUACGCAAAUCGUGAAUUGGAUGAAACCCGCCGCGACCUGGAUGCGAGAUCUCCCCGCAGGUUGGCUCAUCCCCGUCGCAAUCCUGUUCGUCAUCUCCUUCCCCCCUCUCUUCGGGCACGAGAUCGUCGCGAUCCUAUGUGGUGUCGUCUGGGGUCUCUGGAUCGGGUUCGCCAUCGUCGCGCUAGGCACGUUCCUAGGUGAAGUCGGCAACUUUUACGCGUUCAAGUACCUCUGUCACUCCAGGAGCGAGAAACACGAGAAGAGCACUCCGUGGUAUGCUUGUAUGGCGCGCGUCGUCAGAGAAGGAGGAUUCAAGAUCGCCUUCAUCACCCGGUUAUCCGCCAUCCCAGGCCAUUUCACCACCGCCAUAUUCGCUACAUGCGGUAUGAACAUCUGGAUAUUCUGCCUCGCAGCCGCCCUCUCCCUCCCGAAACAAUUCGUCACCGUCUACCUCGGCUACCUGCUCGAAGAGUCCGGCUCCGGCGUCCAACAGCCCGAAUCAAGCAAGAUAAUCUCCGACGUUAUCGUCGCUAUCUCCGUCCUGAUCACCAUCUUCGCAGCCUGGUACAUAUGGCACAAGAUGCAGCAAGUGAAACCGCAAGUGAUGCGCGAGAUGCGCCGGGCGAAACGGCUCGCUGGGCGUGGUCGGGAGCAGACGUUCUCCGCAUACAAGGCAGGGGAGGAGCGUGGGGGAAGUCAGGAGAACCUCUGGAACUCGGAGUUUAACGCGAGCGAUAUGACACUUACCGACCCUUCCAAGAACGAUAAGUCUAACGCCUCGGUCACUGUCAAGCCGUACAAUAACCCUUACCUCUCUUCCCCCGGGGACUCGCUCUUCCGCCCUAUGAGCUCGAAUACCGACCUACCCCCGGGCGCGGCAGCGCCCGUGUCUGUGUCUGUGAACCCAUAUUCGCAGUCUCAGUCACAGCCAGGAAGAGCUACACCACUAGCCGCAAGCGGGAAAUACGCACCUCCGAGUCAGACGUAUUUCCAAAACCGGCAGCAGGAUGACCUGGUGGGGAUGGAGCCGUUAAGUCCUGCACCUGGAACGCUAGAUCAGGGGUACUACUCUGCGCCCCAGACCCAGAGUCAGAGUCAGUAUCUGGCUCCUACAUCUGCACAAACGCACUCCCAGAUGGUGGACAACCCUUUUGAAGACCAUCAUGCGUAUACGCCGCCGCCGCCGCCGCCACUGCCGGCUGGUCCGACUCAGGCGGGGGCGGGGGCGGGGGCGGGGGCGGGGGGGGGGAAGGGGAAGGGGAUCGUCGUGCCCCAACCGCAGUAUGCCCAGGCUCAGACUCCACCAGUGCUGGCUAUCCCUCCCCCUCCCCCUGCGCCCGCGCCGCUGCCUCAGGGGCCGGACGCGCCUUUCCCGGUUAUGACUAACCGUGGUCCUGGUUCGGGGGGGGCGAGGAGAGGUGUGCAGUUACGUGAUGGUUGAACGCUGAGCUCGGGAGCGCGGCAGGGAAGUGUGGGAAAUGUUGUAUAUGUAAUUGCUUUGUGAUGAGGAAGGAAGAAGUGCGUAUGCGUAGUUGAUCGAUGACUGGGGUACAGUACUGGAGCGUCUUCCCCCCUCUUUUCUCCUUUUCUCCCCUCUUCUCUUCUCCUCUCCUCUUCUCUUCUCUUCUCUUCUCUUCUCUUAUUUCGUAUACCUCUCUGCAACAAGUAUCUCCUCUUGUUUGGACUGUGUGCGAGUGUGCAUGUAUACAUGUAUGCGGUGAACAAUGGACAUAGG